CGCGCAGCGGUGCAAGCAGGCAGCGCUAAACGCAUUGUCUCUCCGUCUCGCCAGCGCGCCAUCUCCGUGCUCAAGAUCGACUCGCCCGAGACGCUCGACGAGAACGGCAAGUACAAGGUCGGCGGCCUCUCGGACCCGCGCCUGGGCACCAUCGACCGCAACUACAAGUGCCAGACGUGCGGCGAGGGCAUGAGCGACUGUCCCGGCCACUUUGGCCACAUCGAGCUCGCGCGGCCCGUCUUCCACAACGGCUUCCUGAAGCUCGUCAAGAAGAUCCUCGAGUGCAUCUGCAUUCACUGCGGCAAGCUGAAGAGCGACGAGGACACGGACCCGAUCUUCAAGCAGAUCAUGGACCGCACGCGCGGGCCCAAGCUGCGCGGCCGGCGGCAGAAGCUGGUGUGGGACCACUGCUCCAAGAUCAUGCUGUGCGAGCCCGACGCGCCCAAGGACGAGGACAAUGCGAUGCUGGACGACGUUGAGCCUGCGGGCCACCACGGCUGCAACCAUGCGCAGCCGCUGAUCCGCAAGGAGGGCCUGAAGCUCUUCACGGUGUACCGCAAGGGCAAGGGCGACGACGAGGAGGGCGGUGGCGAGUCGUCGAAGAUCUCGCAGCCCGAGAAGAAGGCGCUGCCGGCCGGCGAGGCGCUGCAGAUCCUCAAGAAGAUGAGCGACGAGGACAUUGAGCGCAUGGGUCUCUCGACCAUCGACGCGCGCCCCGAGUGGAUGAUCCUCUCCGUCUUUCCCGUGCCGCCGCCGCCGGUGCGGCCCGGCGUGGCCGAGGGCGGCGCGGGCAAGGGCGAGGACGAUCUGACGUACAAGCUGGCCGACAUCAUCAAGGCGUCGGUGCAGCUGAAGAAGUUCGAGUCCGAGGGCGCGCCGGCGCACAUCGUGUCCGAGUUCGAGGACCUGCUGCAGUUCCACUGCGCCACGUACAUGGACAACGACAUUGCGGGCGUGCCGCAGGCGCUGCAGAAGACGGGCCGGCCCGUCAAGGCGAUCCGCGCGCGCCUGAAGGGCAAGGAGGGCCGGCUGCGUGGCAACCUGAUGGGCAAGCGCGUCGACUUCUCGGCGCGCACCGUCAUCACGGGCGACCCGAACCUCGAGCUCGACCAAGUCGGCGUGCCGAAGAGCAUCGCGCGCAACUUGACCUACCCGGAGAAGGUGACGCCGUACAACAUCUCGUACCUGCAGGAGCUCGUGCGGCGCGGCCCCAACGAGUGGCCGGGCGCGCGCUACGUGAUCCGCGACAGUGGCGAGCGUGUCGACUUGAAGUACAACCGGCGCGGCGACAUGGCGCUGCAGUUCGGCUGGACCGUCGAGCGGCAUCUCAAGGACGGCGACUUCAUCCUCUUCAACCGCCAGCCGAGUCUGCACAAGAUGAGCAUGAUGUGCCACCGCGUCAAGCUGAUGGACUUCUCGACCUUCCGCCUCAACCUCUCCGUCACGCCGCCGUACAAUGCCGACUUCGACGGAGAUGAGAUGAACUUGCACGUGCCGCAGAGCGAGGAGACACGCGCCGAGCUGAGCCAGAUCGCGUGGGUGCCGCGGCAGAUCGUCUCGCCGCAGGCCAACAAGCCGGUGAUGGGCAUCGUGCAGGACACGCUGUGCGGCGUGCGCAAGUUCACGCUGCGCGACUGCCUGCUCGACUACGAGGCCGUGCAGAACAUGCUCCUCUGGGUCACGGGCUGGGACGGCGUGGUGCCGACGCCGUGCAUCCUCAAGCCGAAGCCGUACUGGAGCGGCAAGCAGCUCGUGUCGAUGUGCAUCCCCAAGGGCAUCAACGUCGUCGCCGGCGCCUCGCCCAACGCCACGACGUGCAACGUCAAGGACGACGGCGUCAACAUCGAAAACGGCGAGAUUCUCUACGGCGUCAUCAACAAGAAGGUCGUCGGCGCCGUCGCCGGCGGGCUGAUCCACAUCAUCUUCCGCGAGCGCGGCCCGGAGAUCUGCCGCGACUUCUUCGGCGGCAUCCAGCGCCUCGUCAACAACUGGCUGCUGCACAACGGCUUCAGCAUCGGCAUCGGCGACACGGUCGCCGACGACGAGACGGCCAAGAAGAUCACCGACGAGAUCAUCCGCGCCAAGGCGGCCGUGUCGGAGCUCAUCGAGCGCGCCAAGAACGACGAGCUCAAGCCGAUGCCCGGCAUGACGCUGCGCGAGUCGUUCGAGUCGCAGGUCAACUCGAUUCUCAACAAAGCGCGCGACACCGUGGGCACGCAGGCCGAGGCGGACCUGCCCGACUGGAACAACGUCAAGCAGAUGGUCAUCGCCGGCUCCAAGGGCUCGUUCAUCAACAUCUCGCAGAUGUCGGCGUGCGUGGGGCAGCAGUCUGUCGAGGGCAAGCGCAUUCCGUUUGGCUUCCGCCACCGCACGCUGCCGCACUUUACGAAGGACGACUUUACGCCCGAGUCGCGCGGCUUCGUCGAGAACUCGUACCUGCGUGGCCUGACGCCGCAGGAGUUCUUCUUCCACGCCAUGGCCGGACGCGAGGGUCUCAUUGACACGGCCGUCAAGACGGCCGAGACGGGCUACAUCCAGCGCCGCCUCGUCAAGGCCCUCGAGGACGUCAUGGUGCACUACGACGGCACCGUGCGCAACUCGACGAACGCCGUCAUCCAGUUUGCAUACGGCGAGGACGGCAUCGACGGCGCGCAGGUGGAGCGGCAGCACCUCAUCACGCACACGCUCACCGACGCCGACUUCCGGCGCAAGUUCCGCGUCGACCUGGCCGAGGCCGACGGCGGCUUCCGCGACGGCACGCUGGCGCCCGGCCUGGCCGACUGGUCGCAGGAGCUGCAGGACUUGCUCGACUCGGAGUACGAGCAGCUCGAGGACGAUCGCCGCCUGCUGCGCACCAGCAUCUUCAAGACGGACCGCAACGACGUCUUCCUGCCGAUGAACGUCGCCCGCCUCGUCGUCAAUGCCAAGCAGGUCUUUGCGAUCGACCCGCGCGUGCCGUCCGACCUGUCGCCCGCGGCCAUCAUCACGGGCCUGCGCGAGGUGCUGGAGCGCCUCGUCGUCGUGCGCGGCUCGGACAGCAUCAGUGUCGAGGCGCAGUACAACGCCACGCUGCUCUUCAAGAUCCACGUGCGCUCCUACUUCUCGACGCGCAACGUCAUCGAGCGGCUGCGCAUCAACGCGCAGGCGUACGACUGGAUCCUCGGCGAGAUCGAGCAGCAGUUUGCGCGCUCCGUCGUGAACCCGGGCGAGAUGUGCGGCACGCUGGCGGCGCAGAGCAUCGGCGAGCCGGCGACGCAGAUGACGCUCAACACGUUCCACUACGCCGGUGUCGCGUCGAAGAAUGUCACGCUCGGCGUGCCGCGCCUCAAGGAGAUCAUCAACUGCGCCGAGAACAUCAAGACGCCCUCGCUCACCGUGUACCUCACGCCCGAGUACAACCAGUCGGAGGAGACGGCCAAGGCCAUCACGGCCAACCUGACGCACACGACGCUGCGCACCGUCACCGAGGCCGUCGAGAUCCACUUCGACCCCGACCCGUCGGCGACGCAGAUCGAGGAGGACAAGGACUUCGUCGAGGCCUUCUUUGCCAUCCCCGACGAGGAGGUCGAGGCGUCGCUGCCGAGCCAGUCGUCGUGGCUGCUGCGUCUGAUCCUCAGCCGCAAGGAGAUGCUCAACGCCGAGCUCACCAUGGCCGAGGUGGCGGCCAAGGUGUCGCAGAUGUUCGGCGCCGACAUCUUCGUCAUGCACUCGGAGGACAACGCCGAGCGCCUCGUGCUGCGCAUCCGUGUCGUCGACCACGACCCGAACAAGGAGACGUUUGGCGAGGAGGAUGCGUUCCUGCGGCAGCUGGCGGCGCAGAUGCUCUCCGACAUCAACCUCAAGGGCGUCAAGGGCAUCCACAAGGUGUUCAUCGUGCACCAGGAGAAGACGUACCAGCGCAUCAACACCGACUCGGGCGCCUGGGAGCCGGUACGCGAGUGGGUGCUCGACACCGACGGCAGCAACCUGCACGAGGUGCUGGCCGUCGAGGGCGUCGACAAGGUGCGCACCAUCUCAAAUAACUGCGUCGAAAUCUACCGCACGUUCGGCAUCGAGGCGGCGCGCAACUCGGUGCUGCGCGAGGCCAAGGCGGUGAUUGAGUUCGACGGCUCGUACGUCAACUACCGCCACCUGGCGCUGCUCUGCGACCUCAUGACGACCGGCGGCAAGCUCAUGGCCAUCACGCGCCACGGCAUCAACCGUACGAACCAGGGCGCGCUGAUGCGCUGCACGUUUGAGGAGACCGUCGAGAUUCUCAUGGACGCCGCGUCGAUGGGCAACCUGGACGACUGCAAGGGCGUGGCGGAGAACGUGCUGCUCGGCCAGAUGGCGCCGAUGGGCACGGGUGCCUUCGAGGUGUGCCUCGACGUCGAGAUGCUCAAGGACGUCAUCGUCGACUACCGCAUGCCGGUGCAGGCGGCGAUGCAGGCCGCGCUCGACCCGACCGGCUCCAAGACGCCCGGCGGCUCCAUGACGCCGUACGACUCGUCGAGUCCCAACGGCGAGAGCUAUGCGAUCCAGGACGGCGGCAACUUUGCCUUCUCGCCCAUGGCGCUGCCGCAGGACCAGUUCAACGACUACCUCGCGCCGGGCAUGACGCCGAUGCGCACGCCCAUGGGCGGCAUGUCGCCCGGCGCCGGCCUCGGCUAUUCGCCGACGAGCCCGAUGGGCUACUCGCCCGCGAGCCCGGCGUACGCCACGUCGCCCGCCCUCGUCAGCCCGUACGUGCGCGGCGGUGCCGGCGGCACGUCGCCCGGCUACUCGCCCACGUCUCCGCGCAUCCACUUCGGCGCCACGUCGCCGAACUUCUCGCCUAGCAGCCCGAGCUUCUCGCCCGCCAGUCCGUCGUACAGCCCGCUCUCGCCGCGCGCCGGCGGACGCGCCGGCCUCACGUCGCCCGGCUACAGCCCGACGUCGCCGCAGUUCUCGCCCACGUCGCCGACGAUGCGCGGCGCCGGCGGCAUGGCUGCGUCGCCGCGCUGGAGCCCGACGUCGCCGUCCUUCUCGCCCACCUCACCCGCGUACUCGCCGUCGAGCCCGCGCAUGGGCGCCAUGGCCACGUCGCCCUCCUACAGCCCCACGUCGCCCUCGUACAGCCCGACGUCGCCGUCCUACUCGCCCACCUCACCCUCAUACAGCCCCACGAGCCCGCGCUUCAGCCCGGCGUCGCCGGCGUACCACCCGACGAGCCCGAAGGCCUACAGUCCCGCCAGCCCAGUCUUCUCGCCGACGAGCCCCGGCGCUCCUGGCGCGCCCACCGGCGCCGCCAGCCCGGCGCGCCGCUCGCGCUUCCAGGAGCGGAGCGCAUGGCAGAACGGCGCCAACUCGCCGGGUGCCCGGCGAUGAGCACCGCGCCGCGACGCUCUUCUCUCCUUCCUGCCAGCCCUCAUUCCCCCCCUCUCGCUUCCGGUUCUCCAUCGCAAAACCACGCACACCUCACUCAUAUGAUCUCACGCCUCGUGUAAAGCUAGCUCCUCGUGUGGCUCGAAAUGCGAAUAGCCAUCCACGA
Molecule: messenger RNA, 5509 nt
Organism: Tilletiopsis washingtonensis
Lineage: Eukaryota; Fungi; Basidiomycota; Exobasidiomycetes; Entylomatales
Product: beta and beta-prime subunits of DNA dependent RNA-polymerase
Exons: 4
Coding region: 190-5346 (1718 amino acids)
Biological process (GO): transcription by RNA polymerase II
Cellular component (GO): RNA polymerase II, core complex
Molecular function (GO): DNA binding
Source: RefSeq, a predicted model, not a curated record